AUGUCCAUGAACGACUCUCCCAGCAAGACCAACGGUCAAUUCAACUCCAUGAAGGGGUCGAUGAUGGAAGGCGUCGGCAACCUCACCGGCUCGACCUCCUGGCAGAACUCCGGCAAGAAGGAGCACACCGAGGGCGAGACCGAGUACAAGGCCGCCCAGGCCAAGGGCUAUGCCGAGGGCACCAUGGAUCGCAUGACUGGCAUGAAGGACUCCGUCGUUGGUGCGGUGACGGGCGAUAAGAUGCAGCAGACUGAAGGCAACAUGACGAGGGACAAGGGCAAGAUGCAGCAGGAGGUCAACAAGCCUGAGUGA
This is a messenger RNA of Cyclocybe aegerita, 312 nucleotides long. Lineage: Eukaryota; Fungi; Basidiomycota; Agaricomycetes; Agaricales; Hemipholiotaceae. The record is from the annotation of a GenBank genome assembly.